This is a messenger RNA of Cylindrotheca closterium, 777 nucleotides long. The record is from the annotation of a GenBank genome assembly. NCBI's taxonomy places the organism in Eukaryota, Bacillariophyta, Bacillariophyceae, Bacillariales, Bacillariaceae.
AUGACAGCCAGCAAAGCCAUUCACUUCUCUGCGGAGGAAUACCGAGUCCACGACAUUCCAACCUUGGACGAGUUGACAGAUGAAGAAUAUUCCGCCUCUUAUUACUCCGCAGCCGAGUAUUUGUGGAUGAACAAACGAGAGCGAAAGCUAUUGAAGCGUCUCAAGAUGGUAGGGGAUGUGGGGCCAGACGACGACGUACUGGGGCUAGUCUCGAAAUCACAGAAUCAAGAAAGACAUGUUUUCAUGGACUGUGCCCACAAUGCCGUCUUUUCGGAACAACAGCGUCAGAUGGACGAAGGCGAAAACAAUCCUGAUGGGAUUGCCAGUCUAUAUUCCAACGUGACGGAAGAACCUUGCCAUCGUUCGCAUUUGCGAGCCGUGAGUCUCUAUGGCGAGCUGACAAGUGUCACUGCACGCCAUGGAUCGAGACGAUGGUCCAUGGAUCCUGGAAUGGGAAGAAGGGCCUGCCCUCCCAGAGGUCCUGCGCGGCCAUCUCUUGCCGAUAAUUUUGACUUUUCCGAUACUCUUCCUUCUUGUGGACCUAAUACUGCACCAUUGACUUCUCCAAGACGGCAUAAGAAUAAAGUGGUGGCAAUGCCUCCUCAGCUGAUGCAAUCUCCAAAUCAAAAUCGCUGGUCCCAAGGCAAAGGGCUGGCUAACACCAAUGCCGGCGCUUCUCUCGGACUCCCACGGCGGAUACGAACUCCACAAUGUCAAGAACGAAAAACUCUUGGCUUUGGUCAGACUUCCAAUCCGUUGGCCACACCAGUUUUGUAA